Molecule: messenger RNA, 5123 nt
Organism: Acanthaster planci (crown-of-thorns starfish)
Lineage: Eukaryota; Metazoa; Echinodermata; Asteroidea; Valvatida; Acanthasteridae
Source: RefSeq, a predicted model, not a curated record
ACAAAAUAAUGGAGUUAAACAAAACACAAUAUUUUUCGAAACUGAAAAUUAUUUAUAACGCGAAAUAUAUCACUACAAAAGUUAAUAACUGAUAAUGAAAAGUGUUCAUGUUUUCCUCCGUGGCCUCCUUGACCGGCGCAGUGAACUUCGAGAUCUAUUUUUGUCACGCACCAGUAAACAAGCAAGAUGGCCCGAGCCAUGACAAAUGUAACAAGCGGCUGACCGUGGCUUGAAAACUUUGACUUUCGCCGUCGCCCAUCUAAAUUUUUGUUUGGUGAUGGUCAGGGUAAUGUCUCUACUCAAUAUUCUCAGGCAAAAGUACAUAUACCAACAGGUCUGAGACCAGCCUGACCCAUCAUUCAUGAACGGAUUUGGCGUUGGACGGCAGAUGGAUGACACAAUGUUCCACCCCAAUGGCCGAAGCACUCUGAGCAGCAACGAUGACAGGGACAGAGAUUCCUACUCCUCAUCUAUCUGUGAGAUCACAGACUGCGAGAGUCGAGACAGCUCCAACCUCUACCACACCACAACCGUUCUGCGAGUGUGCCGGCAGCAGGUGCUGAAACCAUACUGGAAACUGCUCUUUGUUAUUGGCUGGCGACCGUUUGGACGAGACCGCAUCAACUACCACUGCGGCUGGAAGGCGCUGAACGUGAUCUACCCUCUCCUGCUGGUGGCGCUCAUGUUCUACGUCUACGCCUACCGCAUUCUGUCUUGCCAAGGGAAGUACGACGUGCCACUGAUUGUCCCAUCGACGGAUAUUUCACCAACGAUUGUGCCGCAUGGUGGGAGCAACGUCACCACUCCCAUGAGCUUCACCAUUGAGCCAGCAGCAGAGACCUACCACAUCUGCACCCAUCUCAUCUCCUCCUAUGUCUUCCCCGAUGUCCUGCACUUCCUGGCAUUCUUGCUUGGCUUUUGGUAUUUCCGCAUCCAAGACAACGAACAGAUGGAUGCCAUGAUCCAGCAGGCUUUCCUACAUACCACGCCGAUACAGCAUGGCACCAACACGCAGUCCACCAUGAUCCGGGCAAUGAAGUGGAUUCUGAUUUGUGGGGCAUUGUGGGUAGUCGGCAUGAUGGGAGUUCUUGCACUGUUUCUCACUGCUUUUGGACUGGAGAGCACCAUCUACCCAUUCUUCUCGGUGCAAGCUUGGAACAUAGUCUUGCUGGGUGUGAACGUGUUUGGCUGCCUCAUCUACAACUCCAUCAUCGCGGCGGUUGUUGUCAACUACACAGUGCAAUGCGAGACCAUCAUCUGCUUCAUGCGGAGCAUCCAGGAGCAGCUGCUAGAGAAGACAGGGGACCUGCGGAUGAUCAUGCACGACAUCCUGAAGGUGUGGCAGGCUACCCAUCAGCUGAACGGACCCAUGGCCAACAUGAUGUCCCUGUUGGUCUUUAACUUUGCUGCGAUGGUCGUUGUAGGUGUAAGCCUGCUGCUGUUCCAGAAUCAAACCGAGAUCAACCCUCUGGUGCUGACGUAUCGUGUGUGUUUCUUUCUACUGUGGUUGGUCAUCCUGGUCUUCCCGUUCGUGCAGGCUGCCAGAUUGAGUUCCAUCUACAACAAAAUCGAGCAAGCGGCACUGGAGAUGCGAGUGUUUGGAUACCUGACCAGCACACCGCGGGAUCUGGACUCUUUCUUGCAGUUUGUGACCCUGGCCAAGUACAAGGUGCGGCUCCUCUUCAUCCCCGUGGACAAGUCCCUCGUCUAUGGCAUCCUCCUGCUGACGACGUUCCUCCUCAUCGUCCUUGUCCAGACGGGGAUCAUCGUGGCGCCCUCCCUUUACCUGUAGGCCGCAAUCAACCGGGGACCAAGCACGGGACAACCCCUCCCCCCCCAAAAAAAGGCACAAGAAGUAAGUAUUUAUUUAUUCCACAUGAAAUGUGGAAUGGACUAUUUUAAAAAUAAGUUGAGCAGGAAGAAGAUGGGACUCCACUGUUGAGUCACUGGGAAAACUUGCGAUUGAGUAUAUGAUGACCGAGUGAGUUUGGCAUCUCAACUACGCAUACGCACAUCAAGAUCUGAACUGUUUAUUUUUUCGAUCAUGGAAAAAAAUAUAAAUUAAGUUACAGGACGUGAAAUGUCGGAAAACUGCAGACAGAACCAGAUUUAAAAGUCCUUUCCACGUCCCAACUGAAGUAAAGUGAGCAGUAUUUUCCAGUGUGCUGAAAUUGAUAUUUCCGAAUGGUGACUCAGAAAAAGUGUGUCAGGCAUUAUGUUGCAACAAAAAAAUUCUUCCAUUGAAACUUUCGUGAACUGUAAAGAUUUUCUGGUAUUGAAGUAUUAUUUGGCAUUCCAAGAAUGACUUUGCAAUUUUAAAUGAAAGGUUUUCCUUUUUUUGUGUGACUUGUUUUGUAAGAAAGAUCCAGGUGUUUAAACAGUUAGCAAAUUAUAUUUGUAAUACCUGUUUUUUUUUAAUACUUGUACUCUCUGUGGGGACUUUGUACCCCUGAGUCCUGCAAGUCUUUUUCCCUGUCGAGCAAAUUUCCAAUGGCAAAAUGUGAACUGUUCCCUAUUGGUUUAUUUGAAUUUUCUCCCUUGGCUCAAACUUGAGCCGAACAGAAAACAUUUGCCAAGAAAAUGUUGUUGGCAUGCCCUAUUUUUAUUUAUCUCUUUUUUCCAAAUGGAAAUUUUUUGUAUUUGUUUGUGCUAGACGAACAAUGGAAAUAUCCGAAAAUGUAUUUUAAUUGAAUUAUGUGAACUGUUAUCAACUUGAAAAUAAUGAUCAAAGUUAGAAGAAUUUUGCACGAGAGUAAAGGCAAUGUAAUGUGUAUUUCGUUCCUCCCUUUUAAAAAGGUUACUGUCAUCACAUCUAUUUACAUAGUGCAUUUUUGUAUUUAGCCCUAAAAAGUAUAAUAUAUAUUUAUAUAAAAACGAAUAGUUGUCAAAUGUAACAGCGGGGUUAGGGCUUUCUUGGUGUACAACCCUCUGGAUUCUGAUCUAAUACUUCCUGUUUGGUAUUGUGUGCGAUCUGAAGCCGUGAUAAAUGUUAGUAGUAUUGUUCACAGGACAAACUGCUUGGUACAGUUUAUUUGUAGGAGUGUAGGCCAAGUCACGCCAGGCGUUUUUCAGCAGGUGCCCGCUUCAAGGCAUCUCGUGAAUGCACAGCAUGCUGUAGUCUUGGCACUAGUCGUUCUCAGUCGGGCUGGUACGGUAGAGGUUUUUUUUUUUAAAUCUGCUGUACAUUUGUUCUGUACGUUCGCAUCUGUGCACUGACUCAGUCAAGUCUCUCUAACAAGGAAAAAGUCUGGACCCAUUGAUCGUGGCAUGAAAACAACUCCCCACCCCACAGUCACAUUAAAAUGCUCACUUCUUAUUCAGCAUACAUGCUAAACAGUACUUAUGUCUCCAGCUUUUGUGAAUGGACAGCAAUUGCCGGAUUUGGCAUUCCCAAGAAAUAGUUGAGAAAAAUGGAGCCAUGGAGUGACUUUUGGCUUAUUGGAAUUGAUGUAUUUCGCACGGUACCCCGAGUCCUUCACGUGUAGACCGGUGGGCAUCCUCCGAGAUAACCGUUGCUCAAUCUCAGGUGUAUGUUGUUGGAUUACAAAUAAAACUCCAAAUAGAGUGGACAGCUUUUUUCAUGCAAAUGAAUCUUAAUCUUGCCCGUCUGUGAACAGAAAUAGCUUCUCCUCCAGAAAUACAUGUAGCCUAUAUUAUUAAAUGAUUAUCCUGAGGCCCCCUCUUGUAUGCGAGAAAAGAAGGUUGAAUGCGACGAGUAUAAACCAGUUAUGAACCAACAUUGGAACGACACUGAACCUGUGUUGAGGAAAUUGAAUAUUUCAGUGAAACCUACUAAAGACCGCUCUUAAGGUCAAGUGUCAAUUUUACGUACGUAUGUGUACUUCCGUAUUAUACACCAAAACAAGCACGCACGCGUGGUUGCUGGAUUGCUGAAGGGAGGUUGACAAUUAACAUGCGCAAUCUGUGCCUGAAUUCACAAAUUGUUCAUAACUUUUUGAAAAGGAAAACAAGAAACAGGGAUUUUUAUUUCUGACAUGAAUACGUAUCCACAUUGUUCACCAGAACUUCCUGCUAUGUCACUUGGGGUGAUUUUGUCGGAGAGAGGAGCAUAAUCAGCUCUUUUCCCCCCUACGCAUGAAAUUAAAAAACCAUCAAAUCUGCGGAUGUGUAAGCAGAUGAUUCGGCUUAGUACCCUGGCUCAGUAACCUAGGGGAAAGGAGGGUUCGUACACACCUUUGAUUAGACUGUUCACAUGGUUUCUUCUUGCCAAAUUUCCCGUAGGUGUUUGUCCACGUCUGUGCCCCAUCUGACAUGGGCCUCAUAAUCGAGAGAUUUUUAUUUGUCCACACAGAGUCAUGCCUCUUUCUGUUAAAUCGAAGCGUCUUGCAAGCGAAGACACAAUCUCAAGAGUAAAAGGGAUAGUUUCUGUAUUCAGAAUCUAUUUGUAGAGCUGGUUAUGUGCUGCAAAAAGUUACCUGAAAUUUAUGGCAGACGCUUUUGAAAGGCAGCUCUUUCCUAAGUUUGAACACUUGGGUACAACUUUCUGUAGGAGUGUUGCUGCUUGAGCAACCAUGCAGCUUGAUCCACUGAAGCCAAAACGAAGAAUUCAACUUUAGUCUUGGGCGAAACUCAUUGUAGAAAAAAAACCACAAGUUUCAUAUUUAUUUCUUUUAGAUUGAAUAUUCAUGUUACUGUCUCAACGAUAAAUAUGAUCCAGUGUGUAAAUUUGUGCCUGGAAUAAUCAACAGAUAUACCAACAAUGACGAUUGAUUUGGACUGUAGAGAGUCACGAGACCAUGUGAUAACAGAGACUCCAGUGCUCGUGCGAUUAUUGUUUUGUAAUUUUUGUACGUUUUCAAUUUUGAGAUGAAUAUAUUGCAUCGUACAUGUGCCGAGACCUCUCCUUCGUACCUGGCUUUGUAGGCAAUUUAAACCGUAACCCUGCUCACAUCCCUGGGGUAAAAUGUAGGCUUAAAUGCACACUUCUUUUCAGAUUUGUUUCAAAAGGCUAAUUCUGUGAGGACCGUGCAGUGUAUGUUCCGAUUAAUUUUCCAGUGGUACGGUACCUGGCUUGAAGCCACGGACGUUCGUACUAUUAUGAUAUAAAAUGUUUGGAUUUUUUUGCAAUAUAUCUUCAAUAUAAAAGAGAAUUUGUAGCAAUC